Molecule: messenger RNA, 3355 nt
Organism: Momordica charantia (bitter melon)
Lineage: Eukaryota; Viridiplantae; Streptophyta; Magnoliopsida; Cucurbitales; Cucurbitaceae
Source: RefSeq, a predicted model, not a curated record
UGAUCUUCAUCUUUUGGGAUCUCACAAGUCGCAAGAGAGAGAGAAUUAGAAAGGGAAGCAAAAGCGUAAAAUAUUAUUGCCGAUGAACCCUUGUAUGAACGCUUUGCUCAUCUUUUUCUUCUUAGCUGUGGAAAAAAAUUAACAUAGAAGAAACAGACAUAAACAAAAUUCCAACUCCUCAACAAACUUCAUUUUUUUCUCCUGCCAUUUUUCCGACCACCAUAGAAGAGAAGGCAGCGACAGGCCUCUUGUUCCUCGUCUCGUCGGAAUUGUUCCACCGUUUGCUCAGAACCUCAUCUGCUUCUCCUCUAGAUUCUUGGGUUUUGGUCCUUUUGCACGAUUCUUCAGAGAUAAGUUUCAUUAUUGCCUCUGUUUUCUUCUUCCCCAAGCAUUAAUUUGACCAGUCGCCAUUGGAGCUCAGUGUUCUUCUGGUUGCUUUCUCUUGGUAUCAAUCAAUACCCAUUGUUGCUGAGGUCCAAUGGAAACUGGGGUUGGAUUUAAUUUCUUUAAUCAGGCUUUAAAAUAUUAUCCUCUUCUUUUACCCCACGAGUAUGCAGAGUAGACUGAAUUUGGGGAUUUUUGGUGCUCUUGUAAUAUGAUAUUGAGAAGAUUGAUUUUGUUUUCUUUUCUUCUUCCCUGACUGAUUUUCCCAACUGGGUUGGAGUUUGAUUCUGAGAAAAAGCCAUGGGAGAUUCAAAUUUUUGUGGUUUCAGUUUCAUCUGCUUAUUGUCUUGGUUAUUUCUGUCCAUUUUGAUUCAAUGUGAAGUAUGUCUUGCCAGCACUAGAAGUUUUGGCAAAGUCUCUCCAGGAUUUGAAGGCUCUCAAAUGAACUGGAUUGAUAACAAUGGCUUGUUUCUUUUGUCCAAUAAUUCCAACUUUGGAUUUGGGUUUGUGACAACCCAAGAUGUGACAAUGUUUUUGCUGGCUGUCAUCCACACAGGAAGUUUGAAAGUAGUUUGGUCUGCAAAUAGGGGCUCCCCUGUUGCAAAUUCUGAUAAGUUUACAUUUGAUGAGAAGGGGAAUGCUGUGUUAAAGAAAGGCAAUGUUGUGGUUUGGUCUACAAAUUCCAGUGACAAAGGGGUUUCUGCUCUAGAGUUGGAGAACUCGGGAAAUUUGGUUUUACGGGUGAACGAGAGCGACGGGGGCGUAGUUUGGCAGAGUUUUAGCCAUCCUACUGACACUCUUUUAUCAGGACAGGAUUUUGUUGAAGGAAUGAGACUUGUGAGUGAUCCUAGUAACAACAAUUUGAGCUGUUACCUUGAAAUGAAGUCUGGUGAUAUGACUCUUUCAGCUGGCUUCCAACCCCCGCAGCCUUACUGGUCUAUGGCUAAGGAGAACCGUAAAACCAUUAAUAAAGACGGUGGGACGGUCUCUUUGGCAACUCUUGGCGCAAACUCUUGGAGAUUCUAUGAUCAAAGCAAUGUGUUGCUCUGGCAAUUCAUCUUCUCGAGCAAUACCGAUGAAAACGCUACUUGGAUAGCGGUUUUAGGAGAUGAUGGCUUCAUUUCCUUUUAUAAUCUUCAAGAUUCUGGUGUGGCUUCACGUACUAGGAUACCGGAAGACUCUUGUAGCACACCGGAGCCGUGUGGCCCGUAUUUUAUAUGUUACAGUGGGAAUCGAUGCCAAUGCCCUUCGGUCCUUAGCACAAGUCCGAAUUGCCAGCCUUCGAUUGUCUCUCCUUGUGAUCAAUCAAAUGGGAGUAUAGAGCUUGUAAGUGCAGGGACUGGGCUCAAAUAUUUCGCACUCGGGUUCCUUCCAUCCACUUCAAAGACUGAUGUAAAUGGUUGCAAAAACUCUUGCAUGAGUGACUGUUCUUGCCGUGCAUUGUUCUUCGAAAGCCGAAUGGGGAACUGUUUCUUGCUGGACAAUGUAGGUGGCUUUCAAAACUCCAAUGAGGGCUCUGACUUUGUUUCAUACAUCAAGGUCUUGAGCAACGGAGGCAGUGGUGAUAACAAUGGUGGGAGCAAAAAUGGUGGAAUGAACUCUCAUAUUGUUGCGGUUAUUGUAGUUUUUACUGUGCUCGUCAUUUUUGGUCUAGUUUAUUUGGCAUUUUGUUACUACAGGAAAAGGAAGAAGCCUCCAGGAACUCCUUAUGUGACUUCCGAGGACGAUAACUUCUUGGAUGGUUUGACCGGGGCGCCCGUUCGGUACAGCUACAACGAUCUUCAAACAGCAACCAAUAAUUUCUCUAUGAAACUUGGUCAAGGGGGAUUCGGCUCAGUAUAUCAAGGAGUUCUACCUGAUGGAACUCGAAUUGCCGUGAAGAAAUUGGAAGCAAUUGGUCAGGGCAAGAAGGAGUUUCGAGCCGAAGUGAGCAUAAUUGGGAGCAUCCAUCAUGUUCACUUGGUCAGGCUAAAGGGCUAUUGUGCUGAAGGAACACACAAGCUUCUUGCUUAUGAGUACAUGGGAAAUGGAUCUUUGGAUAAAUGGAUUUUUAGGAAGAACAAAGAAGACUUUUUGUUGGAUUGGAAUACAAGAUUCAAUAUUGCACUAGGAACAGCUAAAGGACUAGCUUACCUCCAUGAAGAUUGUGAUGUAAAGAUCAUUCACUGCGACAUCAAACCCGAAAAUGUGCUUCUCGAUGACAAGUUCCUCGCAAAGGUAUCGGAUUUCGGUCUAGCAAAGCUAAUGACACGAGAGCAAAGCCAUGUUUUUACGACUCUAAGAGGAACCAGAGGGUAUCUUGCCCCAGAGUGGAUCACCAACUACGCCAUAUCAGAGAAGAGCGAUGUGUAUAGCUACGGGAUGGUGUUGCUUGAGAUAAUCGGGGGAAGAAAAAGCUUCGACUCGACAGAAACUUCCGAAAAAUCCCACUUCCCAGCCUAUGCAUUCAAAAUGUUGGAAGAAGGAAGGCUUGAAAACAUCCUAGACUCAAAUCUGAUCAUAAAUGAAGGUGACGAGAGAGUUUUUACUGCCAUUAAAGUUGCACUGUGGUGCAUACAAGAAGAUAUGCACCUCAGGCCACCAAUGACUAGAGUAGUCCAAAUGCUCGAAGGCCUCUGCGCCGUUCCUCCGCCACCAACUUCCUCCCCGCUCGGUUCUCGCCUCUUUUCGAGUUUCUUCAAAUCGAUCAGCGAGGGAGGAACCUCCUCCGGGCCAUCCGAUUGCAACAGUGACGCCUAUCUUUCUGCGGUCAAGCUCUCUGGGCCAAGAUGACAACAACUCUCGAAAGGAUUCCGGGAUAGGAAUUCAUUCCACAGAUGAGUUCUCUUAUACUUCCUGCACAACACCAUUUUCUUGUACAUUGGCUUCUGUUCCUCACAUUUUUUUGAAAUACUAGAAAUGAACAGUUUUGUUUGCUUUGUUAUGUACAUUAAGAGUGGUCAUUUUUGGAUGGAAAAUAUGUUCUGAGAUA